AUGGAAGGGAGCAGUAAAGCGCCACAAAUCAUCACCCUCGAGGACGAACGAAACCUCCAACCAAUCAGCCCAGUUACACCGCCAGUGAAUGGUAUUUCGUCAAAUCGUACGGGAGCACCCUGGAAGCGCAAACAGCUGGAGGACGUUAAUCCGGACGGUAGUCUAGAUCUGAGCAAGUUGAGCAUGCGACGAAAUUCCAGCUACGGAAAGAUGCCUUCCGAAACGCCGGAGGCUAAGGUGUUGGUCCUCUACACCGGAGGAACUAUCGGCAUGAUGCGAAAUGAGAAACAGGCACUGGAGCCUCGACCGAAUGAGUUAGUUCGAAAGAUUCGGAAAUAUCCGAACAUGCACGAUGAUGUAUAUGCUAGUAAGCGUUUUGGUGCGGCGCGGAAUAUGGCCCCCUUGGUGUUGCCCUAUGUUGAGGGUCAACAUCGACGUAUUCUGUAUCAGAUUUCCGAGUAUGAACCGCUGCUCGAUUCCUCCAAUAUGGCGGUCACCGACUGGGUGCGCAUUGCUACCGAUAUUCAGCAAUCGUAUGAAUUUUUCGACGGCUUCGUUAUUCUUCACGGUACGGACACUAUGGCGUACACAGCUUCGGCUUUGUCGUUCAUGUUUGAGAAUCUCGGUAAAACAGUGAUUAUUACGGGUUCGCAGAUACCGAUUUUCGAAACACGAACUGAUGGGAAAGACAAUUUUACUUCGGCACUGAUUUUGGCCGGUAACUAUAUCAUUCCGGAGGUCUGUGUCUUCUUCAAUUGUCGACUGUUUCGGGGUAAUCGAACGAUCAAGGUUAGUACUGAAUCACUGGACGCUUUCAACUCGCCAAACACUGCACCUUUAGCCAAGAUGGGUAUUAACGUGGAAAUCGAUUACCGGUUAAUUUUCCGACCUUGUACGAUAGAAAAAUUUAUGGUCCACACUAAGCUAGCUGAAAAUGUCGGUUUGUUGCGACUGUUUCCAAGUAUAUCCAUAGCAACGGUGAAGGCAUUCCUACAGCCUCCUAUGACUGGGGUUGUUCUCCAAACGUACGGAGCAGGCAAUGUUCCGACUUCACGAACAAAUCUCAUUGAAGCGCUGCGCGAGGCCGCAGCGCGGGGUGUGUUAAUCGUAAACUGUACCCAAUGCAACGAAGGAUCGGUUAGUGAGCUGUACGAAACCGGCCGGUUGCUUCAGGACAUUGGUAUUAUUCCGGGAUACGAUAUGACACCGGAAGCAGCGCUAGCGAAGCUAGCCUAUGUGCUGAGUAAAGAAAGCUGGAGUCACGAGAUGCGAAUGUUGAUGAUGAAAAGCAAUCUACGAGGUGAAUUAACCCAAGAGAAGACUCCGGAGAUGCAAGAGUAUGACCUGAUCGAUGCGGUGGCGCGAACUUUGCAACUUACUUCUGCUAAAGAAUUGUGUCAAUUGAAAUCGUCUCUUUUCCCAGCCAUGGUGAAUACGGCUGUACUCGCCGGAGACGUUUCGAAGCUCAGCAAUUUAAAAGGCUACGGCGCUGAUUUGUCUGUGGAGAACUACGACCGCCGGACGGCACUUCACGUAGCCUGCUGCGAAGGAAAUUAUGACAUUGUUCAGUAUUUACUGCAGAACGGAGCAGCCGUUCAUAUUCGCGAUCGUUUCGAUCGGACACCGCUAAUGGAUGCCAUUUUGCAUGAUCACCAUCUCAUCAUUAGGCUGUUGGUAAAAUGUGGAGCUCAUUUAACUGGUUCGAUACGUGCAAUCGGUGAGAAUCUGUGCAACGCAGCAUCAAGGAGUCUGAUAAAUCGCCUGGAAUCGUACCGAAUUGCUGGUGCUGAUCUAUCGCAGGAAGACACCGGCGGUCGGACCGCGCUUCACAUUGCAGCUAUGUACGGCAACAUGGAGGUGGUUCAGUAUUUAGUUAAAAACUAUGCCGAAAUAGAUGCGGUCGAUUAUUUGGGUCUUACGCCGCUAGAUUAUGCGACAAAGUUGAACAAUGAACCGGUGAUAGAUUUCCUGUUGGAAAGAAACGCAAGACGUGGCGGUGAGAUGGAUGAAGAUAUUAAACGGCCGAACUUAAGCGAAUCGUUCGAAUCAUAA
Molecule: messenger RNA, 2052 nt
Organism: Sabethes cyaneus
Lineage: Eukaryota; Metazoa; Arthropoda; Insecta; Diptera; Culicidae
Product: L-asparaginase
Exons: 4
Coding region: 1-2052 (683 amino acids)
Biological process (GO): amino acid metabolic process
Molecular function (GO): protein binding; asparaginase activity
Source: RefSeq, a predicted model, not a curated record